UCGUAUAUAGCUCGGUGUUAGACCUUCGAUGGGCAUUAGUCGUUGUCGUUCCACAGCAGCUGGAAGAGUUUUGUCACAGAAUCAAAUCAAUCAUGAAGUUCCUUGCUAUUUUCGCACUUAUGUUUGCCCUGCUGGGCCUUACCCUUGCUCUGAAGGAUCCCGACUGCGGACUUGAGGCGGGAGUCGAUGGAAAUGGUCUGAUCAAGUGCGCUGUGUUCAAGCCUUCCUGGACCUACCAAGCCGACAGCAAUGAGUGCACGGAGUUCGUCUUUGGCGGUUGCGGUGGCAAUGCCAAUAGGUUUGUUACCCAAGCGGAGUGUGAGGAGAAGUGCAAGGAAUAAAUAUUGCUUUAUGACU
This is a messenger RNA of Drosophila guanche, 357 nucleotides long. RefSeq names its product male accessory gland serine protease inhibitor-like. Lineage: Eukaryota; Metazoa; Arthropoda; Insecta; Diptera; Drosophilidae. The transcript is spliced from 2 exons. Bases 93 to 341 code for a protein of 82 amino acids. The record is from RefSeq and is a predicted model, not a curated record. Gene Ontology annotation, molecular function: serine-type endopeptidase inhibitor activity.